UUUUUGGUUCUUCCUUUACUUCUUCAUUUGUUCAUAAAUUUCUUGUAUCAGACAAUUUAGUUUACCCAACUAUUCAUCUCUAGUAUUUUGCUUUCUCUACCUUCUUCAAACUCAGUUGCAUAAGAUCCUUCUUUUAUCAGUGAUCAUGGCUUCUACUUCUUCCACUCCUCCCAAUCAGUGCAAGAAAUGGGAUUUUUUUAUUAGUUUUAGAGGCGACGAUACGCGUUAUGGUAUUAUCUCCCAUCUCUCUAAAUCCUUGAAGGACAAACAAAUUAAGACCUUUACGAAUGAAGAGCUUCAUAAAGGAGAAGAGAUCUCACCAGAGCUCUCGAAAAUAAUCCGAGAAUCAAGCGUUUCAAUAGUCAUUUUCUCUGAAAAUUAUGCUGAUUCUCCAUGGUGUUUGGAUGAGCUUGUUGAGAUACUUAAAUGCAAGGAAGAAUCAGGACAAAUAGUUCUACCAGUUUUUUACAAAGUGGAUCCAACUGACGUUCAAAAGUUUACAGGGAAUUUUGAGAAGGCAUUUGCUAUUGCUAUGCAUGGAGAAAAAGGCAGUUCACAAAAGGUAGACAACUGGAAGCAUGCUUUGAUGGAAGUAAGCAACUUAUCAGGAUGGGAUUUACAGAAUAUGAAGUAUGAGUCCAAAUUAGUUGAGGAAAUCGUCAAUGAUGUUUUGGAGAAAUUUAGUUAUAUGCCUAAAAAUGAUUAUUCUUAUGAUCACAACUUGAUUGGAAUUGAAUCGCAUGUAGAAAAAGUGGAAUGGUUGUCAAAUGAUAAGCAAGUUAUGGGGAUUUGGGAGAUGGGAGGCACUGGUAAAACAACUGUUGCUCAAGAAUUAUUUCGCCGAAACAAGAAUAAAUUUGAUGGUCAUUGCUUUGUGGAAAAUGUUAGGGAAAAAAUGACAAAGCAAUCAUCAAAAUCAGUACGAGACAAAAUCAUUUGUCAAUUAUUAAGAGACAAAAAUUUACAUGUAGACACAUCGGAUUUGGAUGUUGUUACUAGGAGAAGGCUCCAGAGUAUUAAAGUAUUCAUUAUUUUUGAUGAUGUAGAUGAUUUUAACCAUUUAAAAAAUUUAGCAGGAGAGCGUGAUUUGUAUUGUGAGGGAAGUAGAAUCAUUGUAACUAGUAGAGAUCGGCAAGUACUUGAAUAUGUUUGUUCAAAGGAUGGCAUGUAUGAGGUUGAUAAUUUAAUUCAUUCUCAAGGUUUGGAACUCUUUAGCUUGCAUGCCUUCAAGCAAAAUCUUCCCAGGGAAGGAUAUAUGGAGCUAUCAGAGAAGGCAACAACCUAUGCUGGAUUCAAUCCAUUGGCUCUUAAAGUUUUGGGAUCUCAUUUAUUUAAUAUGGGGAUAGAAGAAUGGAAAAGUGAAAUGAAAAAAAUUGAAAGGCGAAUCUCUUGAGAAAAUUCUAGUGUUUUGAAAACAAGUUAUGAUGAGCUAGGAAAGAUUAUAAAGAAAAUAUUUCUUGAUAUUGCAUGUUUCUUCAAAGGGCAAAAUAAAGAUGAGGUUGAGAGAACAUUAGAAGUAUUUGGUUUCUAUCAAAAAAGUGGAAUACCUCGCCUAAUUAAUAAAUCUCUCAUAACUGUUUCGUUACUCAAUGAGAUUCAUAUGCAUGACUUGCUGGAGCAAAUGGGCAAGGAUAUUGUUAUUAAGGAAUGCAAAUAGCCUGGAGGACGUAGCAGGUUGUGGAAUUAUGAAGAUAUUAGUCACGUAUUGACAACAGAAAUGGUAAGGACUAAAUUAAUCAAUGAAGCUUUUUUCAUUAUCAUAUUUUGAAUUUUGUAAGAAUUGUAGCUCUCGUGACGAAUUAAGUAUUAAUUAAUAAUCCUUUGUGAUGUUAUUUUAUUAGGGAACCGAAAAUGUUAAAGGAAUAUUGCUUUAUACGCCUUGGAGCUGUAGUUUGAAGCUAAGUGCCACGGCCUUUAUGAAGAUGUGCAAUCUUUGAUAGAUAGUCCAUUAAUGGGUUGGGCUGAAGUAUGGACAUGGGCUGAAGGAAAAGAAAAAAAGAAAGCAGAUAGAUUAUUCUAGAUUGUUUCCCAUUCCAGCUCAACAUUACAUGCAUUUUGUCCCAACAGAUUUGUUGUAAAAAUUAGUUUUUAGAUCCUAUAAACUAGGCAGGGUAGAAUAGAGAAAUUUAUUAAUUCUAGAUUAUUCUUGUACAUUGUAUAUAAACCCUUUUCAGCUCACUCAACAAUACAACAGUCAAGUUUUUUUUCAUGGUAUCAGAGCACAACCUGUGCUACUGAUAUACUGUUCUUCUCUAAAAUUCAAUACAAUUCAGCAAGGUUUUCCAUGGCUGAAACACCAACUGCAGAAAAUACUACUGGCAGUGGUACUGCUGUCAGAAAUACCACUGGAAUGCAGAUCGAUAAUGGUGGAAAUGAUAUCUUCCAUUUGCACAACUCUGACCAUCCGGGCAUGAUGCUUGUAAGUUCACCUCUCACAGGAAGAAAUUACUUGUCAUGGAGUAGAUCCAUGGUACUGGCUUUGAGAGCCAAAGAUAAGCUGGGUUUUGUAGAUGGGAGCUAUGAAGUCCCUGCUACAGAUGCUAUAACUCUGGAUAAAUGGAAGAAAGUAGAUAGCAUGGUCACCUCAUGGAUACUCAACUCACUCUCAAAAGAAUUGGUGGAUGCCUUCAUCUAUGCAACCUCUUCUAAGAACCUGUGGGAAGAGAUUAAAGAGAGAUUUGGAGAAAGUAAUGGACCUCUCCUAUACCAGCUUAAAAGAGAGAUAAGUACUCUAACUCAAGAUAAUGCAUCUGUUUUAGUAUAUUUCACUAAACUUAAAAAAUUAUGGGAUGA
Messenger RNA from Hevea brasiliensis (rubber tree), 2793 nucleotides. Its product is annotated as disease resistance protein RPV1-like. The record is from RefSeq and is a predicted model, not a curated record. Bases 146 to 1393 code for a protein of 415 amino acids. Gene Ontology annotation, molecular function: ADP binding. Gene Ontology annotation, biological process: signal transduction; defense response. The transcript has 2 exons. Lineage: Eukaryota; Viridiplantae; Streptophyta; Magnoliopsida; Malpighiales; Euphorbiaceae.